UUUAUUAGACAAAGUUUUUAAAACCCUAACCCUAAUCUAACAAAACGACGGGUUUAAACAUUCAGUUGGGUCUCUGUUUUUCGAGGGUUGUAGGAGGGAGCGGCAGGAGCGUUAAUCGAAGUGCAGGUCACUGGCAGGAAAAAAUGGGUAUCGAUUUGGUAGCAGGAGGGAAGAGCAAGAAGACCAAGCGUACAGCUCCGAAGAGCGACGAUAUUUACCUCAAGCUUCUUGUAAAGCUUUACAGGUUUUUGGUGAGAAGAACCAAUAGCAGCUUCAAUGCCGUGGUUUUGAAGAGGCUGUUUAUGAGCAAGAUCCACAAAGCACCGUUGUCUAUGUCUCGGCUCGUGCGUUAUAUGGAGGGAAAGGAGGGAAGUACUGCUGUGUUAGUUGGUACUGUAACUGAUGAUAAAAGACUUUAUGAGCUACCGGCGUUGAAGGUUGUAGCUCUUCGAUUCACAGAAACAGCUAGGGCCCGGAUUUUGAAGGCAGGAGGGGAAUGCUUGACCUUUGAUCAACUUGCUUUGCUUGCACCAUUGGGACAGAACACGGUUCUUUUGCGUGGACCUAAGAGUCACCGUGAGGCUGUUAAGCAUUUUGGAAAGGCACCUGGUGUCCCACACAGUCACACCAAACCCUAUGUCCGCUCGAAAGGAAGGAAAUUUGAGAAAGCUCGUGGUAGGAGAAACAGCCGUGGGUACAAGGUUUAAACCAUUUAACAGGUUUUCUGGAGCAAUUUUAGGAAAUUAUAGAGACAUAAGGUUUACUACACCUUAUGUGGUAAUUGUAAGCGGUAAUGGUAUAUUGUUGUUUUUAGAACUUCAAAGGUUCAUUUUAAUUCAUGAGACACAAUUUUUUUUGGCUUCUUAACUUUCUGUCAAACAUUGAAUUCUCGUAACUUUUGGCACAGUUUAGCCAAAUUUAUAUCGUGGUCACUUCAAUGUUCAUGGUAUACUGAAUUAUGUUUUUUGAAUGGCUUUUUAAAAUGUGGUUCCUUGUGGCUUCAAGGUUUUGUUCAUAGUGGUGCUUACAGAAAUUAAUUAUUCUGGGUUCCCUGGAACUAUUUCUAA
Molecule: messenger RNA, 1067 nt
Organism: Cryptomeria japonica (Japanese cedar)
Lineage: Eukaryota; Viridiplantae; Streptophyta; Pinopsida; Cupressales; Cupressaceae
Product: large ribosomal subunit protein eL18y
Exons: 6
Coding region: 144-707 (187 amino acids)
Biological process (GO): translation
Cellular component (GO): cytosolic large ribosomal subunit; ribosome
Molecular function (GO): structural constituent of ribosome; RNA binding
Source: RefSeq, a predicted model, not a curated record